Priceomyces carsonii is the source of this 642-nucleotide messenger RNA. RefSeq lists its product as uncharacterized. Lineage: Eukaryota; Fungi; Ascomycota; Pichiomycetes; Serinales; Debaryomycetaceae. The record is from RefSeq and is a predicted model, not a curated record. Gene Ontology annotation, cellular component: mitochondrion. Gene Ontology annotation, biological process: mitochondrial fission. The transcript has a single exon. Bases 1 to 642 code for a protein of 213 amino acids.
AUGGCCACAAUUGAAGGUUCUAAAGUUCAGGAAUCUACAGGGAACCCAGAAGAUUCCAUAAGCGAGAGUUCAGGUAUUAGAUAUGCUGCGUAUACUAAUCGACUUAGAACUAUUCUAGUGGCGUCACAUCGUUAUGUUGCCUACACUUCCGACAUUGGGGAGUCAUUUCGUCCCAUAGCUCACCCAUUCUUGGUCACUGUAGGGUAUGGUAUCUCUUGGCUUUAUAUUUUAGGGGAUGUACUGUACACCUCUUGGAAGGUAAAGAUGAGGUCAGAAGGUAGAUAUACUCCAGGAUUAAAGCCGUGGAAUUAUCCGUAUCCUGAGAAGAAUUUUCUAGCAAAGGAGGCGUUUGAUGCUACUAAUACUAAGGCUGUAGACUCGGAUUGGAGAUUGGUUGGUUUAAAAAGAGGUGUUUUCCAAAGUAUAGCCUCGAUGGGAUUGCCUGCGUUCACGAUUCACAGUUCUGUAAGAUAUUCGUCGUAUUUUUUUAAGAAUGCUAAAUCUAGGGCCUUGAAAUCGUAUGGCCCCGUUGGAGUUGGGUUGUGUAUAGUUCCAUUAUUACCUUUGGUUUUUGAUGAACCAGUAGAACAUGCCAUCGAUUGGUUGUUCGACAAAGGAGAGGAAGUUUAUAAGAAGAAGUAA